Messenger RNA from Durusdinium trenchii, 4046 nucleotides. The record is from the annotation of a GenBank genome assembly. Lineage: Eukaryota; Dinophyceae; Suessiales; Symbiodiniaceae.
GACUCGGCAAGAACGGGCUGAGUGGGCUUUGUCUCUCCAAUCUCUUCCUCAAUGUUCGCUUGCAGAAGUUGGACCUCAGCUGGAACCGGUUCAACCACGAGCAGUUCACACAGAUGGGGGUCCUGAUUGAGGCCACAGAGAUCGAGGAGCUGGGCGUGGACUAUUGUGCCGCCUACGUCAUUGGUCGUGACAGCCCUGUGGCCGAGCUUCUGGAAGGCUUGGCGCGGGACAAGAGCCUGAAGAAGCUGAGCCUCGUCGCCAACCGGGUGGACUUCCGCGCAGCCUUGGUCAUCGAAGAUGCCCUGGACAUGCAUCCCACCCUCAAGGAGAGCCAGUGGACCUGCAACGCGCCCACACCUUUUGGUGAGGGCGGAGGGCUGAUGGAGCAUGGACCCAGAAGGCUCUUGGGAACCCAACUGCGCCCAGCGGAGCGGAAUCAGGACCUGAAUAUGACCGACAACCCACUGGGAGCCCUGGGCAUGCGCAGCCUCCUUCGGCUGCUCUCGCGGCAGCAGAAUGCAUUGAAGCACUUCCAAUCGGAUGGCUGUUAUCAAGGCAUCAGUGGGAUGGCGGAUGAAGAUGCUGAAGGUUGUUCCGUCUACUCCUUCACCAACCCGGGCAGCAAGUGCUUCGGCUGCCUCAGGUAUGUCUUGGAUCUCAGCCGCCCUUAUCACCGGAGCCUCUUGCGAAUCCUCUACAAGACUGCGGAGAGGUGUAAGAUGCCCCUGGACAAGGCCUUUGAAAUCUUGGAGGCGACGCCACCCUUCCAGCAUGCCAGCAAGGCCAAUGGCCUCUGGCAGGUUCCCAUCUCUGGACGCUUGGUCUGCAACUUCAGCGUCGAGGCCCAGAUCCAAGCCUCGCUCUCAGGCAUCGAAGAUGACGAUUUCCUCGGUUUCUUGGACACUCACUUUGAGCUCACUCGCUUCAAGGCGGAUCGCAAGAAGAUCCCUGCCCUGUUCGCGAAAUGGUUGGAAUUAGACGGACGUGAAGAGGACCAAAACGUCUACUUGGCUGCGCUGGCCAAGGAUUUCAACAUGUCCCUGCCGUACCUCUCCUAUUUGUGCCGCAGCUCCCCGUCCAGCAUUCGUCGCACCAUGAAGACCAUGUUCCCGACGGUGCCCAGCGACAGCCAGUGGCCUGGGCAAGCUGGAUCUGGCUUUCCCCACUGCAGGUCGCGGUACUUGGCCAUGCUUUGCUUACCGACCUUGGCGGACUUUUACACCUGCUAUCCGCGCAUGGAAGCCCUGCUCACCUUCAAUGCCCAGAAUCCCACGGGACACUACUCUUUGGACUUGAGCAACAGUUGUGAGUUCGCAGUGGCCCAACGACUCUUGCUACUGGACCGCUGGGAGGCGGUUUGCAACAAGCGCCGGCAGCGCGUGGACACCUCGGCCAUGGGGAACAAGUCCCAGCUGCGCAAUGAGAGCCAUCGGGGACGACCACUCCAUUUGCGAGUUCGAUCCGUGGCAGAAUGGAGUUUGCCCGAGUAUGGUAUCUUCGACUUGGACUACGUGAGCUGCUACCGACCUCCGGCCAAGGCCAGCCCCUUGAGCGAUGGCCUUUGGGAAUCCCUCAUGGUUGCCAUGUACAACUGCAAGGAGUACCGGCCCCAAGACAAGUUGAAGGCUUUGAGAAGCAUCUCACACUUGAUCUUCAUCACUUGCAUGCACAUGCGCCAGAUGGUGGGCUACUUUCAAGAGAGUGAGUUCAGAGAGGAGGCCUUUGUGACCUUCUUUCCCCGUGUGGUGGACAUGCACAACUCCAAGCAGUUCACCGUGCGCUUUGAUCGCCAGGAAGAGCUGCAGAGGCUACGGAAUCGUUUGGGCUUUGUGACAUCCUUCCCAUUCCUUCAGCCGGUCUUGAACCUGAAGUACAACGAUCAGCGCCUCUGCUGCGCACUGCUGGUGGACCUGGCCAUCAAAGAGAAGUUCGGUGCCAUCCGGGUAGCUGAUGUGUCCAUGUUCCAGGUUCAUGUGGUCUCAGGCAACAUCCGGGAGUAUAGCUACAUCACCGAGGAGGGUUUGGUCGAUCCGCUCACCAUGGGUGUGCCACGCAGCUGGGGCGACCCGGCCAAGACGCCGAGCUCGGGCACGUUCACCUGCAAAUAUGCCGCUCAGGUGUGUGCUCCGGAGGAUCGUCAAGUGGACUUCCGUAAGAAGUUGGCACAGACCUACGGCUUCAUCAACACCACCUUCAACGACGCAGACAUUGCCUGGUGGACAGGCAUCUCAGUGGAGCCCUUCGUGAAGUUGGAAGGUGUAGAGCUGAGAAGGACCUCCAGCCUCUACUCCACAACUGCGCAAUAUGUCAGCGAUCAACCAGCCUUUCUGAAUGCCGUGGUGGAGCUCCAGCUCAGCUCGGCCAGGCUCGAGGAUUUGCAGGGUUUGCUCUCUGACUUCAAAGUCAUCGAGGAGGAGCUGGGCCGCACCAAGGGGCUUCGGCGAGGGCCAAGGGUCAUCGAUUUGGACCUGGUGGCGGUUGGACAGCGAAGUCUCAACAUCACCACUGGGAAGUAUCCCUUGCAGUUGCCCCAUGCACUCAUGCACGAGCGUGACUUCGUUUUGGUGCCUUUCGCAGAGCUUUCCCCUGCCUGGACUCAUCCAACCUUAGUUGGAUCUCCGAGCGUGAGGGAUUUGCUGGAGCGGCUGCAGUCCGGAGCGGCUGCAGUCCGGCCGGAGGGCGCGAGCUUGGAUUCUUGGCCAGUGCAGAUGCUCCCAGGUGCUGCUGGCCUUGGUGCUCGGGUGUCCUCCCCCGGCGUCCUGUGGAGAAGGGGGGAGCAGACGCUAAUCAUGGGGAUUCUAAAUGUGACGCCAGACUCCUUCAGCGACGGAGGUGAUCACCUGGAGCUCCAAGAUGCAGUGCAGGCUGCCAAGGACAUGAUCCAAGCGGGGGCGCAGAUCCUGGACAUUGGUGGAGAGUCGACACGUCCAGGUGCUUCGGAAGUGCCCUUGGACGAAGAGUUGAAGCGAGUGGUGCCCGUGAUCCAGGGCAUCAGGGAGGCAGGUCUGGAGGCCACCAUCAGCAUCGACACCCGCAAGGCCUCGGUCGCCCGAAAGGCUUUGGAAGCAGGAGCCGAUUGGAUCAACGACGUCUCCGGAGGAGAAUUCGACCCACAGAUGCUCACGGUGGCCUCUGAGUUCCUGGCGCCUAUUGUCCUGAUGCACAUGAAAGGGACACCGGAGACCAUGAACUCCUUGGCGACUUACAGCGAGGCGGUGGUCACGGAGGUGGGCGACUACCUGUUGACCCGGCGGCGCGCGGCGGAAGCGGCCGGAGUGCCGAGCUGGAACAUCAUUUUGGAUCCGGGGAUUGGCUUUGCCAAGACCUUGGAGCACAACCUGAGUUUGUUGCGGCACUGUGGGGAACUGGUGGCCAAGACGCAGCCCUCACCUCUGCUGGUCGGCGCCUCCCGGAAGCGCUUCAUCGGGACCAUUCUGCAGGAGCCGGACUUCAAGAAGCGUAGCUUCGGCAAUGCGGCGGCGACGGCCAUUGCCAUCGCAGGCUUGAACGAAGUGGGCGAAGAUGUCUUGGAUCUUUUGGAGUUCUUCAUCAGCCGCUACAAUCAUGUGAACGAGGCGUUUCAUCACAUCGAUGGUGGGGUUCGAGAGGGUGAAGGCGGAAACACCACCAGCAACGGAGAGCUCACCUUGCGCGAGUUCGAGGCAGGCUUGCGGGACAUCGGCUGUCAUAAGUUCCGGGGGCCCAACGAGAAGGAGCGCAUCGGAGCCGUCUUCAGGUAUUUGGACCCUGGUGGUGAGGGCAACGUGUCCCUGCAGGAGUGGCAGAUCUUGGAUCAGCUGUGGAAAGAGUUUGUCCUCAGCAUUCAGGAGUUUGUCCAAUUCCUCAUCUACGCGUUUGGAGACGAGCUCGAGUUCGCUUGGGAGGAGUUGGAUGACGAUGGCUCUGGUGAGCUCUCAGAAGAUGAAUGGUUCGGUGCCGUGAAGCGCAUAGGAUACUUCGGCCCGGCGCGGGUGGUCUUCGCUCUCCUGGACGGCUCGGACGAUGGGAACAUCUCCUGGGACGAGUUCAGUGAACUGGAGAAGUGA